Messenger RNA from Botrytis porri, 5100 nucleotides. RefSeq lists its product as uncharacterized. Gene Ontology annotation, molecular function: metal ion binding. The record is from RefSeq and is a predicted model, not a curated record. The transcript is spliced from 4 exons. Bases 1121 to 4783 code for a protein of 1220 amino acids. NCBI's taxonomy places the organism in Eukaryota, Fungi, Ascomycota, Leotiomycetes, Helotiales, Sclerotiniaceae.
CAAUCUGCAUAGACACAAGGCUUUCAUGCUUUUGCUUUCGCAUAGAGAGGUCGGAAAGGGACCGCAUAUCAACGUGCAAGGUUGAGAUAUCAUAAGUUGCCCAUAUCGUAUAGCACAGUGAAAAGAGAAAAGAUCCGUUCAAGAGGAAGAUCUUCAUCUAUACCAUUGUUGCAGAGAGGGUAUACUGAUGAUGUCUCGAGCCUGGCUUCACUGGACUAUAUUGUACUGUGCAGGCUGCGGUUGUGGUUGUACUUCUUCUUACCGAUAGUGUUUCUUGGCCAUCGGGCUUCUGGUGUUUAGAACAAAAAAAAGGGGGUGUGAUUGUACUGCUGAAUGUACUUGAUAAAAAAGGUACAUUCAUGGAACAUCACACAUUUGGAUAACAACCCAGAAGUGAGGUGUGGUCAUGGGCAAUCCAUACUUCAUCUAUCGCUCUUCAUUUACAGUAAAAACUGUGAUAAUGAUGAUGAUGAUGAUGAUGAUGGAGUGAGUGAGGGUGUGUUUUGGAAAGCAUUCAUUCAUUCAUUCAUUGAUUCAUCCAUCCAUCCAUCCAUCAAUAUCUUCAAUUACUAUUAUCUUUCCAGAGAAUCUCUUCAACGGAUGGAUUAUUGCACCGCAUACCUAUGAUCAGAGAGUUGCAAGCAUCGUCAUCAGUGGCUUUUGCAUACAAUCUACACACAUACCAAUUUUCCUUGCCCACCAAAAACCUAUCUUUUUGUUUCCUUUUCUUUUGGCUCACAUUUUCCUCUUUACACCACACACACACACACUUUACUUUCCGCCCAGCCAUCAAGAUGGGAUUUCAUUCUUUCAUGGGGGGAGGGGGGUUGCUUAAUCAAAUAUUUACUUGUCAGCUAAUUCAUGUUCUUUGUUGUUUAGCUUACCCAAUCAAACCAAACCAAUUCAUCCACUUUACCAUAAAACCGAAUAGACGAAUCAUUUAACUCCCCCGUCUUUAACCUUUCGGGACACACCACGCUAUUCUUCUAGCCACGCCCCGAGCCUAGUCCGAAAAACUAGUUACCCGCAUUUAAGCGUUUCUUACCGAGCCAACUCCUCUAGUUUUCCCUGGGUGCUCUUUAGUCAUUCACGUGACUAUAUCUCACUCUCACAAUUCAAGAUGGACGGUGAUAAUCAUGGUUACAUACCAGAUGAUGUUGAUUUCGAUGGAUUAUUGAGUAGUGGUUCAGUUUGGCCAAGUGCAGACCGAUAUGCAUACCCACAACAACAAUCUCAACCCCAGCAGCAACCCCAACAACAGCCUCAACAGCAACAUGUACAAUCAGAUCCAUAUGGAAGAUAUUCGAAUAUUCAACCUUCUUAUGGACAGUAUGAUCUUUCUCAUCAAUCUCAUCAGCAACCCACGUAUAAUGCUCUAUCAUAUACGAAUAGUCCUGCAUAUGCUGCUGCGCAGUAUCAACAUGCUAGACCAUCAGACAUGUUCACUCCUACCUCUUACAGUCUCGAUCCUUCAAUGCAAGAGUCGAAUUCCUACCAUGGAGCUCAAAGUCCUUUCCCGUAUCAGCAAAAUACCACUCAACAUACCACAAUUUCUCCCCAAACACUUCAAUACAAUUUGUUGGCUCAACAGCAAAUGAACAGUGGGAUUCCAUCGACCGCUUUUCAACGAUCAAAUAGCGGAAUUGGUAGUAAACCUAAUUAUAACUAUGGCCAAAGGACACAAAGUAAUGAUAAUCAUUUCUUUAACCAAGCUCAGAAUAGUAUUGUACCACAAAAGAUGGACCAGAAUUCAUCCAACAAUACCGUGCGGUAUCCUUCGAUUCCUUCAGAUCUUGUUCCAAAGGAGGAGGUGAAGCAACAUGUUCCGAUUACAGAGCAAUAUCCCGUCGCGGCACCUACUGUUGCUGUGCCUCGCCAACGAGAGAUUCCCGAGCCUCAACCCAUUGCUCCGGCUCCAAACCCACUCCGAGUCACUCAUCCAGAUCUUGUUGCGAACAACCCCUCUUCAAGACCUAGAUUUUCAUAUGCUCCAUUUCUCGCAUGGGAAGAUACGCCGAUACAGGUUCCUCCUGCACUAAAGAAUACCAUUCCAAAGUAUCAUCCAAGAAAAUCCAGAAGUGGAAAAGAACUAGUACCGGGACUGAAUAAAUCAAAAAUUUCAACCACGCCAGCAAAAAUUUCACAGAAAAUUCGGGCGCCAAAACAGAAGAAAACGCACGUUAGCACUUAUAAAGGCACUAGUAGAUCUGCUUUUGAUAAAGAUUCCAUCGUACGUUCUGAUGGUACAAAUACGCCAACUAAGUCUUCAACACCCACGGAAUCAAGCACUUCAGAGGAAGAAACAAGUUCGGAAGAAGAGUCUGAUUAUGAAGAUGAGGAUGAAGAUGAUAUGCCUCCUCCAAUAGAUAUUAGUACUGUACGUGGGCUCACGCGUCCCAGUGAUAUCCCUAGUGCUGCCCGAUGGGAUGCCAUAGGAAUUGUCUGGAAAGAUCCCAAUUCUAGUCCAAGUGCCGCUGCUAUUACAAGUGCUAUGAACGAUUAUGCCAAUACUUUCAUCGCUCUUCGAACUCAAAUCAAGGAUGCCACGGCGAAAUUACAAGAAGCAACAACAUCUAAAGCUCCUGAGGUACAAUUACAGAAACUCAAGUCGCUCCGUUCCGAACUUUCAGAAGCUCUGUAUCAAACAAUUGAGGCAGCGAAUAAACUCGGCUAUGCUCCAAUUGUCGAAAAUCUUGGUGGCCACCAGAAGUUAGUUAGCGGUUUGACAGCCACACUCAUCGAAUGUACAAAAACUGAAGAUUACGUUGGAAAACUUCCACGAGCUGUUUUUGCUUUGCUCGCCAGAUUUCAAACACUCACAGAAGAUUUGCUUACGAAGAGUAAAUUUGAUGCUCUCGCAAAGCGUUGGAAUAAGAAAGGAGAUCAAGAAAUUAAAAGCUACAUCAAAGUUAUAAUGGAUAACACAGUUGAUGCAAAGCGAAGAGCUUCUAAGAUAGAUCAGACAUUGCCUAGCGCUGAAGAUACCAAGAAGAAGCUGGAAAAGAUAGAACAAAUUAAAUCUCGAGCUACAGAAUCCUUGAAGCCCACGGCAACUAAUCUAAAUCCAUCAAAAAGACCUCAUGAAGGGGAUGGCAAUAACGGAAAACCAAAUAAGAAGUUUGCUACUGAUGUUUCUGGUACUCCUACCUCGACAACCAAGUUGCCUCCAAUACCUAAGAGAUCCAAUGUCAACCUUCUUGGUAUUUCUUCCUCCAAGCCAACUCCUAAGCCUGCUCCAAAGGUUGCGCCAACCAAGAAGAAAGAACCAUCACCACCUCCACCACCACCAAUGUCAUCCAGAUUAGGUGAUAUCUUGGCCAGUAUCGAGAAACCACCUGAGGCACCAAAGAAGGCUUCACCAGCAGCUGGACCUCCAGAAACUCCCGAAGAAAAGAAGCGCCGUGAGCGAAAAGAAAGCAGACGACAUCUCAGAGUCAAAUUCAAGCCAGACGAUGAACUUGAGCAAAUUCGUUUAUUCAAACAUGAGGUUGCAGAAGAUGAGGGACGUCAAGAUGGUAUGUUGAGAGAUGCACGUAAUAAUCACUCUGAGGGUAUGAUGCAUAAGCAACGUGUUCAGGCUACAGAUGAGGACGAUGAUGAAGUCAUGUCUGGUAUGAUUGAGGAUCGACCUUAUCCUACUUUGGUUGAAGUCGAUCUUUCCAAUCUGGAUAAGCAUACUACAUAUGGUCCAAGUUAUAUUACCAGAGGUGGAAAUGUUAAGUUUGUUACUCCGGAACAGCAAGAACAAAAGCGACGAGAGGCCAAUGAGUUACUUGUAAUCUAUAAUGAUCCUUCAGAAAUUCCACCAUCUGCAAAAGAACCAUCUUCUGCAAAUGAUGCCGCUACUGGUAUGGUAAAACAACUAAAGUAUCCAAGUGCUCCUUGGUUGAUUCAAAGGCUUCAAGAUAUUCAUCAGUAUGGUCCAGAAUAUGCACGAACCCUUGCGAUCAGUCGUUUGGAAGAAAGAAAGUACAAAGAAAUGUUAGAUAACCAAGCUCGCGGUUUCACACAAAAUGCUUCAUCUUCCAGUAAUGGUAUGCCUGCAUUACAACAACUUUCUGGAGCACCAAAAUUCAACCCCAUAAUGGAGGUAGCAUGGGAGAAUCUUCAACGUGUUGUUGCAACUUUGAAGGGCAAACCAUAUCCAGCUAUUGAACCACCUGAGUGGAUGAACGAAGCACAAAAGAAGGAUUGGUGGGAUGGUUAUAACAAGGAUCAUCCUAAUGCUGCAGAAGAGAGACUUCUUGCUCAAAUGCAAGCUCCCCAAGCUCCUUCAAUGUUACCUCCAAUGCCAGUUUCUCAAAUGCAGGGUUAUCAACCACAGAUGACUCAGCCGGUUAUGAAUUAUCAAGUCGCAGUCCCAGACGUCAAUCAACAAGUCCAACAAUACCUAGCGAGUUUAACUGGAAAUAACAACACAAAUACCGAUAUUCCAACAUCAUCAUCAACACCCCAACAAUUCGAUUUCAGCGCAUGGUCCAAUAAUCCCGCUCUUCAAGGCUAUGCACCUUCUCUUCCUACCGAUUCCUCGUCAAGAUGGCCCGGUCACCAAAGUGAUGAGAAUCGAGAUUCGAGAGGAGGUAAAAAUAAUUACAAUAAUGAUAAAUGGCGUAAACCAGGAAACGAGUGGAAGAAAGAUACAAAAUGGGAACCGCUGGAUGAGAACGGACAGUAUAAGGGAAAGAAACAACCGUGUAAAUUUUGGGGAGAGGGAAAGUGUGCAAAGGGCGCGGCGUGUACUUAUAGUCAUGAACCGGAGGAUCAGGGGAGAGAUCGUUAUUGAGAUUUUAUGAGAAGUGGGGUGUGAGUGCGAGUGAUAUUGGGAUUGGGAUUGGGAGGGCAUUUGCAUUUGCGUGUAUUUGUGUAUGAGCGUGGAUUCUUUCGUUCUUUUUCUCUUGAUUUCUUUUUUUCUUUUGUAAUGCGAGAUGUGGAGAAUUAUUAUAGUUGUCAACUUGCAUGGUUUAGGGGGUUGAAUGGAUGGAUGAGUGGGUGGGUGGUGUUAUGGGAUGAGAAUGAGAAUGAGAAGGGAAAUAUGUAUAUUUCUUGGGUUGGGGGUUAUUCAUGUAUAGGGGAAGUGGUAGUGUUGGGAUGAAAUGGGCG